UUUACCGGAUAUAAUUCGGAUAUCCGACCAGUAAAUGAUGAUAAAGAAAUAAUGCCUAUUGUUAUAGACUUCUCUCUUAUUUCAAUUAGUGAGUUACAAGAAAAAGAUCAAACAUUGGUGAGUUUUGGGUUAAUUCAUCUUUAUUGGGAAGACGACUUUUUAUCUUGGAACGAAUCGGAAUAUGGUGAUUUACAGAAUAUGGUGGUUCCACAAAAAAAAGUUUGGAGACCAGAUAUUGUUGUCGCUAACUCAGUAGAAAAAAGAACAAAAAUUGGAUUUGAUGAACUGCCUAUUCGUUUAAAUUCAGAAGGAUAUUUGGAAUGGGAGCCCAGUAUGUUGUUUAAAACAUCUUGUGAUAUAGAUACAACUUAUUAUCCAUUUGAUGUUCAAGUUUGUAAAAUUAGCCUAGAAACAAUGAUGUCUAAAAUAUACGAAUUGGACCUCAUUAUAAAUGAUCCUGAAAUAGAUACAGUAGAUUACAGCCCGAAUGGACAAUGGAAUUUGCUUAGUGCUAAAAUUGUAAAAAGAGACAAAGCAGUUUAUUCAGCGGUUCAUAUUGAACUAAAGAUUCAGAGGAGACGAACAUUUUAUGUGUUAAAUUUAAUAUUACCAAUACUACUUCUGUCUCUGAUGGGAUCUCUUACAUUUGCUUUACCAAGUGAUGCUGGUGAAAAAAUGUCCCUUUCUAUUACUGUGCUAUUAGCUUAUGUUGUCUUUUUGACGAUUAUCAGUGAUAGUAUGCCCCAAACCUCCUUACAAAUAUCUUUACUAGGUGUAUAUUUAACUAUUUUGGUGGCUCUUAGUGCUCUCGCAGUU
Messenger RNA from Lottia gigantea (owl limpet), 816 nucleotides. RefSeq lists its product as hypothetical. Gene Ontology annotation, cellular component: neuron projection; synapse; membrane. The annotation marks the transcript as partial. Lineage: Eukaryota; Metazoa; Mollusca; Gastropoda; Lottiidae. The record is from RefSeq and is a predicted model, not a curated record. Gene Ontology annotation, biological process: monoatomic ion transmembrane transport; regulation of membrane potential; signal transduction. Gene Ontology annotation, molecular function: neurotransmitter receptor activity; extracellular ligand-gated monoatomic ion channel activity; transmembrane signaling receptor activity. The transcript has a single exon.